Messenger RNA from Molossus molossus (Pallas's mastiff bat), 1699 nucleotides. It is a transcript of the gene LRRIQ4, whose product is annotated as leucine rich repeats and IQ motif containing 4. NCBI's taxonomy places the organism in Eukaryota, Metazoa, Chordata, Mammalia, Chiroptera, Molossidae. The record is from RefSeq and is a predicted model, not a curated record. Gene Ontology annotation, molecular function: protein binding.
AUGUCAAAUGACAACAUAAAAUCAGUAGAACAUUCAGAUAAAUACAUCAGAAAUAUGAUCCAUAGCAAAUCUGAUAGAACAUUUUUCAUUGACGCUGCUAAUCGGAAUUUGGCUACUGUUCCAUUGGAGGUUUUAGAAUUAAGAGAAUUAGAAGAAGUGCAUCUGGAAAAUAACCAGAUCGAAGAAAUCCCCCCGGAUAUUCAAUACUUAAAGAAUGUCAAAAUCCUCUACCUGAACAAAAACAAACUGAGCAGGCUGUGCCCCCAGCUGGGAAAACUGAGCAACCUGGAGGGCCUGGACCUGAGCGACAACCCCCUCCUCCCCUCCUCGCUUCUGGUGCUGGGCUGCAACCGCAGCCUGCGCCAGCUCCGCCUCUACCGCACCUGCCUGCGGGAGUUCCCCGUGGAGAUCUGUAAGCUCCUUCACCACCUCGAGCUGCUCGGACUGACCGGAAACUACCUGAAAACUCUGCCCAUGGAAAUCGUGAACCAGACCAAACUGAGGGAGCUCUACCUGAAGCAAAACCAAUUUGACGUUUUCCCGCAAGAGCUCUGUGUUCUCUACAACCUGGAGAUCAUUGACCUGGAUGAGAACCAACUGACGGUCCUCCCAGAAGAGAUCGGGAACCUGACCAGGCUGCACAAGUUCUAUGUGGCUCAUAACGGCCUGCACUUUCUCCCCGAGUCUCUGGGCCACUGUAGCAAACUGUCGGUGCUGGAUUUAUCCUACAACAGCCUCCACUCCAUCCCACACUCCCUGGAGGGGCUCUCGGAGAUGACGGAGAUUGGGCUGAGCGGGAACCCCCUGGAGAAGGUGCCGCGCCUCGUCUGCAGGUGGACCUCGCUGCAACUGCUCUACCUGUGCGGUGCCGGCCUGCACGGGCUGCGGCGCUCCUUCCGACGGCUGGUCAACCUGCGCUUCCUGGACCUCAGUCAGAAUCAUCUGGAAAGCUUUCCGAGGCAGAUCUGUGCGCUGAAGAACCUGGAGAUCCUGGCGCUGGACGAUAAUAAAAUACGGCAGUUACCUUCAGACUUCUGCUUACUUUCAAAACUGAAGAUGCUGGGACUAAGCGGGAAUCAGUUCUUUACAUUUCCAGAAGAAAUCUUUUCUUUAGAGUCUUUAGAGAAAUUGUACAUUGGGCAAGAUCAAGGAGCCAAGUUCACCUGUGUGCCAGAUCACAUUGGGAAACUACAGAACCUCAAAGAGCUGCAUGUAGAGAACAACCAUCUGGAGUACUUGCCAGUCGCCUUGGGGUCGAUGCCUCACCUGGAAAUUCUUGAUUGCCGCCACAAUCUGCUUAAGCAACUUCCAGAUGCCAUCUGCCAAGCACAAGCUUUGAAAGAAUUACUGCUUGAGGACAACUUGCUCACUCAACUUCCGGAGAGUUUAGACUGUCUAGUGAAUCUGAAGGUUCUGACACUGAUGGACAAUCCCUUGGAAGAACCCCCAAUAGAAGUGUACACCGAAGGCAAAGAGGCUAUAUACACAUACCUUCAGGAGAAAAGAAAUAUGAAAAUAACGGCAACAAAGAUCCAGACAUGGUGGCGCGGAAUUAUGGUGCGGAAAGGAUUGGGGAGAUUUGGUGAAUUACUGAAAGUGCGAAAGAAAGGAAAGAAUUCUCCAAAAGCUAAGAAAGGAAACAAGGAUGCAAAAGGAAAACCUGCAAAAGAAAAGAAGAAAUAAUUUUGUAUAUUAAUGA